GGGAAGAUGUUAGAGAUGCUUCGAAGCAUUACAUUAACCAAUCAGAAUAAAGAAAUCUUUGCUCUUUUUGUCCUGAUUGGUCAAUAAAAUGCUUCGAAGCAUUUCUAGCAUCUUCCCGAUCGCAGCCCUUGUCAUGACAAAUACUGGCAGUCAUUUUACAUUCUUUUCUCUUGGGACUUGAGACUUGAGACUUGAUGCGCACAAUUAAGUUAGAGACAUAUAACCACGAAUGAGGUGAAAAUAAGCGACGACGAAAAUGAUGAGCGACAUGGGAGAAACAGGAGCAGCAGAAGUUCAAUUGAAAACCGAGAAGGAAAUGAGCGAAGAAACAAUAUAUUUCUCAAAAACAGCAGAAAAGUUGGCCGAAGGUCUCUUGAAUAUUUGUAAGCCUCCAUUAGAACAAGUUAGGAAAGAACUUUUUGAACUCACAAAGAAACAAGAAGCUUUGCUUGCUCAAAUGCAACUGGAGAACAAAAAGAUACAUGAGACAUUUGAAGAUAUAAAUUUAAAUGAUAUGUUUACAGCUGUUAAAGUUUACCAAGGAAAAUUAGCAUUGAUAAGAAAGGAAAUGAUUAAUAUUCACGAAAGGACUUACAAAUUAAAGAAACGCGCGUUACGCUUACAACAGAUAAAGCAAAAGGAAGCGUUAAAUAAGGAACAACAACGCGAACAAGAAUUGCGCAGAGAACAGGAACUGAUUGGUAGAUCUACAAAUAAUUAACAGUAUGUACUAAGAGUGUAUAUAUUAAGAUGAUAAAUUAAUAUUUUAUGUAAAACGUUUGUAUAAGAGAAAUACACACACACACACACACACACACAUGACAUAGAGAGAAAGAGAGAGAGAUAUAUAUCAAAGUGCUAUGUACUAAUUGAUAAUCAGUAGCUAUUGUUUAUAAUAAAACUAUCAUAUGUGUAUAUAAAAACUAUCAGAGUUUUUGCUCACAGUAAAAGAUAUUUGACUUUUGCAUUCAUAAUGAGUCAAUUAUCUCAUUGUCAGGAAAUAUAAUCUUUUUUGGAAAGAAAAAUAUAUUUUUAGUUUUUCUCUCUCUAUCUUUCAAGUUUAUUCCUUUUAAAUUUAUUCGUACGUCUGUGUGCGUGCGUGCGUGCGUGUGCGCUUUCAUAUUUUAAUUUUAAUCGAUAUUUAUUUGUUACAAAUUUAUUGUACAUAUGAUUAUAAUAAAAUUAAUAUUUCAUAAUA
This is a messenger RNA of Cataglyphis hispanica, 1198 nucleotides long. It is a transcript of the gene Pldn, whose product is annotated as biogenesis of lysosome-related organelles complex 1 subunit 6. The coding region runs from base 257 to 721 and encodes 154 amino acids. Gene Ontology annotation, biological process: intracellular transport. Gene Ontology annotation, cellular component: transport vesicle; extrinsic component of membrane; BLOC-1 complex. Lineage: Eukaryota; Metazoa; Arthropoda; Insecta; Hymenoptera; Formicidae. The record is from RefSeq and is a predicted model, not a curated record. The transcript has 6 exons.